AUGUUGCCCCUCGAAGGUCGCAGCCAGUCGAUCUUCAUCGUUACUACUAUCUUUCUUGGGAUUUCUUUUAUUGCCGUAUGUCUACGAUGCCUCGUGCGGAUUCGACUUGUCAAGGCCUUUGGCUGGGAUGAUACCCUUAUGGUAUGCGCAAUGUUGAUGAACAUCCUAUUCGCUCUAUGCGGUAUCACUGGCGCAUUGUAUGGAAUCGGACAAAAACUUGAGACGCUCAUCGAGAGGGGUACGAUGGAAACCGCCAUGUUUUGGUGGUGGCUCGGUCAAACUAGCUAUGUCUGGACGUGCGCGCUGGCCAAGCUCUCCAUCGCAUCUGCCCUCCUCCGGUUGACGGUUUCCAAGGCCCACAGGCUCAUAUUAUGGAGUGUCAUUGGCGUCACUUGUAUUGUUGGUCUUGUCUUCUGGUUCAUGUUGACACUGCAAUGCCAACCGGUUGAGUUCUUCUGGCAACGAGUUCGCGCUUAUACGAACCCGAAGUCCGACAUUUCCGGCACCUGCAUGAAGCUCGACGAUAUCAUUGCCAUAGCCUAUGUCUACAGUAUCACUGCUACACUCUGUGAUCUCACCCUGGGUCUUUUGCCUAUUGCCCUAGUGUGGAAGUUGCAGAUGAACCUAAGGACCAAGGCUGCCUUGGCAGGCAUUCUAGGAAUGGGAUGCAUGUACGUCUACCCUGUUGAUGCCCUUGGAAUUGGACUGAAUACUGACCCAUUGGGAUAUAGUGCAAGCGCAGCAGUCAUCAUUCGCAUUCCCUUCUUGCACGACUACAAGGACAUCGACUUCCUAUACGCAACCGCCAACAUCUCAAUCUGGUCCAACGUCGAAGCCGGUCUCGGAAUCGCCGCAGGCAGUCUGGUCACCCUCCGACCCUUAUUCCGCUGGUUCCGCGACCCCAGCUCGAUAGGUGGAAGCAAGAGCAAAACAAAACGCACGGGGGGCAGCAUGCCCCUCUCAAGCAUGAACGGAGUACACUCCAGCACUUCCAACCCACAAUACUGGCGACCAGACCUACACCGGGAAGAUCAGCCUACGGUGAUUACGACGAUCCACACCUCGAAUGAAUCUGACACUAGCCGGACGAGUAGCCAAGAAGAUCUGAAUCCGACAAACGGCGGCACAUUCUUCCAGGGGGUGAAUGUGCAAAAAACGUUUUAUGUUUCGGAGGAUCAGACAUCGUAA
Molecule: messenger RNA, 1188 nt
Organism: Penicillium robsamsonii
Lineage: Eukaryota; Fungi; Ascomycota; Eurotiomycetes; Eurotiales; Aspergillaceae
Exons: 4
Coding region: 1-1188 (395 amino acids)
Source: RefSeq, a predicted model, not a curated record